This is a messenger RNA of Parasteatoda tepidariorum (common house spider), 1783 nucleotides long. Lineage: Eukaryota; Metazoa; Arthropoda; Arachnida; Araneae; Theridiidae. The record is from RefSeq and is a predicted model, not a curated record.
AGUUUUAUUUCCUCGUUUUAGUUGUUGAGUUGGUGCGGCGAACGAGUGGUUACCAGGGGGGUAUGUUCGCGGCUCAACAAAACCCUCCCCCAGAUCCAUGCUACGAGGAGAUGUCCGAAUCCAGGCGGUGCAUUCCAGAUUUCGUGAAUGCCGCAUUCGGAAAAGAAGUGAAAGCCUCCAGCGAGUGCGGGACACCGGCCAGCCGGUACUGCACCACCUCCACCGACGAGAAGGGAGAGGUGACCCGGAAUUGCCAGAUAUGCGACGCCAGCAAUUCCAAGCGGGCCCACCCCACAGCCUACCUGACAGAUCUCAACAAUCCGAACAACGUGACAUGCUGGAUGUCAGAACCCUUCUCUCAGUCCCUUCACAACGUCUCCCUCACCCUCUCCCUGGGGAAGAAGUACGAGCUCACCUACAUCAGCUUACAGUUCUGCAAUCAGAAACCAGAUUCUCUCGCACUGUAUAAGAGUAUGGAUUACGGUAAGACAUGGCAUCCCUUCCAGUUCUACUCGAGCCAGUGCAGGAAAAUGUACAACAGGCAAAACAGAGCUGUCAUCACGAAGGCCAACGAGCAGGAAGCUCUCUGCACCGAUGCACAGUCCAACGUCGAUCCACCGAUCACCGGUGCACGAAUAGCCUUCAGCACACUGGAGGGCAGGCCAUCGGCCUACGAUUUCGACAACAGUCCGGUGCUGCAGGACUGGGUAACGGCGACGGACAUCAAGGUGGUCUUCAACAGGCUGGUAGGGUGGAUGGCCGAGCUGGGCAGCGAUAACGAGUCCCUGAGCCAGAGAGACACUUACUUUUACGCCGUGUCUGACUUUGCUGUGGGAGGACGAUGCAAGUGCAACGGUCACGCGUCCCGUUGCAUCCACAACAGAGAGGGUUUACUGGUGUGCGAUUGCAAGCACAACACGGCCGGCCGAGACUGCGAAAAAUGUAAACCGUUCCAUUUUGACCGGCCAUGGGGAAGAGCUACAGCACACGAGGCACACGAAUGUGUCGCUUGUAACUGCAACCGUCACGCACGUCGAUGUCGUUUCAACAUGGAACUGUAUAAACUAUCUGGUCGGACGAGUGGGGGAGUGUGUCUGAAAUGUCGACACAACACUGCUGGUCGACACUGUCACUACUGCAAGGAAGGAUACUACAGGGACAACACAAAAAAAUUCCACGAAUGGUUGACGUUCCCAAGAGAGUAACAGGAAGACAAGACAAGUGCGGUGUUUGUCCGUCAGCAAAAAAGAAAGUGAAUCUAAAUAAAUUCUGCAAAAGGGAUUUUGUGAUUCAGGCGACCGUCUUGUCACGUGAGGCGACGGGAAGUUGGGUGAAGUUCACCAUCCACAUCAUGCAAGUUUUCAAGCAGGGUAAUGCCAAAGUUCACAGGGGGACGCAGAUUCUUUGGGUGAGCGUCGAUGACCUCGCGUGCAAGUGUCCCAAAAUAAAAGUCAAGCAAACCUACCUCUUAUUGGGUAAAGACGUGAGACACCCGGAUGAGGCCGGACUCUCGGUGGACAAUAAGAGUAUCGUCAUUGAAUGGAAGGACGAAUGGGCAAGAAGAAUGAGACGAUACCAGCGCAGGCAGAGGAAAGGAAAGUGCUAAAUUUGAUCACCCCCAAAAGAGAGUUCAGUACAAAGUUACAAAUGCUGAAAUAUAUGCAAAUGAUGUCAUGGGUGUUUGUAUUAUGAAAAACAUUUCUUUUUUCAGCAUUUGAAAGGGUUCACCUCACUUUUCUCUAAAUUCCAAAUUUGCUAUUAAAAGUCUAACACAGGCCAUUCA